This is a messenger RNA of Scatophagus argus, 2742 nucleotides long. RefSeq names its product matrilin 3a (gene matn3a). NCBI's taxonomy places the organism in Eukaryota, Metazoa, Chordata, Actinopteri, Scatophagidae. The transcript is spliced from 7 exons. The record is from RefSeq and is a predicted model, not a curated record. Gene Ontology annotation, molecular function: calcium ion binding. Bases 418 to 1941 code for a protein of 507 amino acids.
UUUUUGUUUUAACUUUUCUAGAAUGUUUAAGUCCAUUUAUUCUGGUGAAGAUUUAAACAUUUGUGUUUUUAGAAUUUUUAGACAAAGUCUUUUUAAAUUUGCCUGAAAAGUCAAUCUAAUAAAUUGAAAAUAAAUUGGAAUUACUCUCGCGACAUUUUAGGUUUCAGGUCAAAAUGUUUGGAAAGUGUUGCAUCUCUUAAGACAUGUUGGCUCGUUUUGUAUAUCGUCCUCCAUACCGUCUUUUACCGUGGCCCGAAGGUCAUGUCCCACCUCGGGAUUGGGCAGACCGUUUGACGUGUUGGGCUGAGGAGCCCCUCAUAUGUAGAGGCGGUCAAACCUCCGCUGAGCUGAGCAGGACCCUGAGACUGAGAGCAGGAAGCGGACAGACCACCGGUGGACUCUCUGCUGCAUGAUAAGAUGAAGUCUUUACUCUGGAGCCUGCUGUGCUGCGCUUCGCUGCUGCUGUCGGAGGUCCUGGCCACGUACCAACCCCUCAGUGCGGGGGAGCCGCAGCUCAUAGCCGCACAAAGCUACGCACAAACCAGAAACAACGGCCGACCACCCUUCAGAACCCUCAAUCCAGCAAUUCACAGAAGUGAUUACACGUAUAGAGGAGGGUAUCACUACCACUACCAGCCACCAAGGAUCCCUCCACCGGUAGUGUACCGACCUAUUCCUCUAUCUCCUCCAGUGACUUACCACAGACCCUCAGUCCCCAUGCCGCCCUAUCACCACAGAUUCAAAGGGCCAGUGGCACCACACAUGCAUCACAUAUACAAAGGUCUGUCUCCACCAGUCGCUCACCAUCCCCAUCAAAGGCUCAAAGGCCUAUUCCCUUACAAAUUGAAAGGUCCGUGCCCAACAAAGGCAGACCCAACAAUACCUGUGGUACACCUCCCUACACUUCCAACUCUAUCAGAGCCAACAGUGCUGCCAACUCUGCCAGCGACUACCAUGGCACCUCUGACAACCAUGAUGCCGGUGGUGGUGACCACUGUGGCGCCAGUGGAGACCACCGCUCCUGUGACGCUACCGGUCAGUACCCAAAGCGGCUUCAUCACCACCGUCAGUGCUGUGGAGACAGAGACAGACUCUCAGUGCAGGAGCCGUCCCCUGGACCUGGUCUUCAUCAUUGACAGCUCUCGCAGUGUGCGUCCUGGUGAGUUUGAGAAGGUGAAAAUAUUCCUGGCUGACAUGGUUGACACAUUGGACGUCGGCACAGAUGCCACCAGGGUGGCUGUGGUCAACUAUGCCAGCACGGUCAAAAUCGAAUUCCUUCUCAAAGACCAUUUCAACAAGCCUGACAUGAAAAAAGCCAUCUCCCGCAUCGAGCCUUUGGCAGCCGGCACCAUGACUGGCCUUGCCAUCAAGACAGCAGUGAACGAAGCCUUCACUGAGCAGUCUGGAGCCCGGCCUCGCUCCAGAAACAUCUCCAAAGUGGCCAUAAUUGUGACAGACGGGAGACCUCAAGACCAGGUGGAGGAAGUGUCCGCUGCAGCUCGGGCCUCAGGCAUCGAGAUCUACGCUGUUGGGGUGGACCGCGCCGACAUGCGCUCCCUGCAGCAGAUGGCCAGCAUUCCUCUGGAGGACCACGUCUUUUAUGUGGAGACCUACGGUGUUAUUGAGAAGCUCACAUCCAAGUUCAGGGAGACCUUGUGUGGUCUGGACCCCUGUGCCAUGGGACAUGACUGCGAACACACAUGUGUCAACAGCAAUGCCUCCUAUUACUGCAAGUGCCGGAAUGGUUAUAUCUUGAACGCGGACAAGAAAACGUGUUCACUGAAACAGGUGAAGGUGGAGGUGGUGGAAGAUCCCUGUAAAUGUGAAGCUAGACUGGUUUUCCAGAAGCAAACACAGACCGCCAUCCAGCAGCUCACAGCCAAGCUAGCUGAUGUGUCUGGGAGAAUAGAGCGUCUGGAGAACAUGGUGGGCCGUGCUUAAAGCUGGACACAGUGGCAGAGACAGCUAGCUGGUUUGGACAUGUGCUUCCUGUCAUCACCCCUCCCACAACUAUUUCAACCACACAUCGAGAGAAGCUGUGAUUCAAAAACCAUUAUGCCUCAAGUUUUGGACUGUUAUGGAUCACUGAAUAACCAUAUCUACAUUUGAUCUUGGAUUUACAUUAAAUGCAAUGCUUUUAAACUGCUGUAAAGGCUACUUACUCUAUUUUCUCUGAUCACCUGACCAAACACAGUGUGAUGUCUAAUAACCUAAGAAAAUAAGUAUUAUUUUCAUUGUUUCCCAUGUACUGUAUGUUUGUUUUGUUUCAUGUUUGUACAAAGUUGCUUAUUGUAUAUAGUAGUUUUGUCAAAUUGGAUUUACAUAGUAACAUAUUUUAACAGGAAAUUACUGUAUGCUCUGAAGUAUUCAACCAGUAAAAUGUUUAAGUAAGAUAUUUUGCAUAUUAUCUUUAUUGUAUCUCUGUUACAGUAGUUUAACCAGCAACAGUUUUACUGUUACAUAUUUUAUUAUGUGUUAUGGAUAAUAAAUGCUAAUCUUCUGAUUCUGUGAAUGUUAUUAGAUGACAUAUAAUUUUUAUAAAUGUAACCAAGCAGACAAAUUGGAUAUAAGAAUAAUUACAAAUUGAGUUGUGCAUACAUUUGUCUUUUCCUUAACUUUUCUUAAAUUAAUAACUGCGGGAUAAUACUGACGUUAUUAUGUGUGUAAUCACACUAACAUGCUUAUAAUAAUAAUACAAUAAACGAAGAACAGUAAUGGUGGCAUGUGCUGCGUCCAGUGAAU